AUGGCUGAGUACGGGAGAAUGGACCCGUUCUCCUUUGCGGGCUCCAAAGAUGUCGAUCAUCCUGUGAGCGUCCGAAUAAUGAACCUGGAAGGGGAUGAGCCUCCAGUCAAGUAUUCGACGCUUCUCGAGCGACCGGAACUCCGGCAUAUCGGGUCGAACACCAGCCCACACUCCGAACUUUACGUGACAAUACAGGUCUGGGCUGGCUCUAAACCUCUUACCGUGCCGGUGCAAACAGCAUACAAACCCUUCCGGUCCGAGCGAAAAUGGAACGAGUGGCUAGAGUUGCCCAUUACAUACAAGUCACUGCCCGCCAAUUCUCGUCUCGCCAUCACAAUAUGGGACCUGUCACCUACCGGCGGGAAACACGCGAUUGGCCAUGCCAUUCCGUUUGGAGGAACCACAUUGCCCAUGUUUGAUACCGACAAUCAAAUCCAAAAAGGUCGCCAAAAGUGCUUGGUUCACAGACACAAGUAUGCUGAUGGAACAGACAACUCCGCCACGCCGGCUUUGGUCACAGCGAAGAAGAAGGCCAGCCUUCGGAAUGGGGGUGGUCCGCUUGUCGAUAAAGAUGCCGAGGAGCUUGACAGAAUGGAAAAGUUGUUCAAAAAGCAUGAGAUGGGAGAGAUCCCGCGCGUAGACUGGCUGGACCAAAUGGUGUUUCGAAGCUUCGAGAAAAAGGGUCUGCAGGCUGCAAAGUCAUCUAUGAAGAUGCUUCAGCGUCAGCGAGCCCUCAACGGAGACAACAAUGGCGACCAUGCUUCCGACACCGACAAUGACGGUCUCAAUGACGGUCGCCCCAACUCAUCAGCUUUCCUACUUAAUGUUGAGCUUCCACGAUUUGAUUUCCCCGUCGUAUUCGCCGACCAUGAAUACGACCCGCCGCCGAUAUCAGCUUUGCAACCGCUCUCAGCUUCUCAAGGAACGCUCCCGCUCCAUCAGCCGCAGGUCCAAUUUGGCCCAGGCAUCAAUGCCAUGGGGGAGAGCUCUGAUGGGUUUGGAGUCAGGCUCAUCAAGGUCUACGACCCAGAGGUCGGUCAGAGAGAUAACCCUGCAGAGGCCAAGCAUAGGCGGUUGUUUCGAAGUUCCCACAGGCACGGAAUUCUGGACAAGGAUCUCAAACCAAACGCAAAAGUCCGAGACGAGUUGAAUCUAAUCAUGGCGUACUCGCCAACCCAUGUCUUAUCGCCGGAGGAGGCCGAUUUGGUCUGGAAGUUUAGAUAUCACCUGACUAGAGACAAGCGAGCAUUGACCAAAUUUGUCAAAUCGGUCAACUGGAGUGACCAGAGCGAGUCUAAACAAGCGAUACAGGUCCUUGGCCGCUGGACAGAAAUUGAUGUGGACGAUGCCCUCGAGCUUCUUGGGCCGUCAUUCGACAACCCGGCUGUUCGUUCGUAUGCCGUGGACCGGUUACGAAAAGCUGAUGACCAUGAACUACUCCUCUAUCUCCUUCAGCUUGUGCAAGCGCUCAAAUACGAGCAUAUAUCUGCCGACUCUGAACAAGAGAGCAUACAGGAUUCGUCACUGGUGUGUUUUCUAAUACAACGAGCUGCGGCGAACUUUAUGUUGGGCAAUUAUUUUUAUUGGUAUCUGAUGGUCGAAUGCGACGACCACAGCCCGGAACAAGGAAUUGACAAUCGAAAUAUAUACCGCAAAGUCGCUUACGAUUUCAUGACUGAGCUCGUCAAACAGCCAUCCGGAACCGAAGACAGGAAAACGCUGCUCCGACAAGCGGAGAUGAUUGCCAUCCUCUCCAAGAUAGCCGCUGAUAUCAAGUCAUCUGGCGAGUCGAUUGCAAAGAAGACUGAUCGCCUAAAACACUUGCUGGCAGACCCCAAGAACGAGUUGCUUACCUUUGACCCGCCUCUGGCCAUGCCCCUAGAUCCAGCAAUUAAGAUUACCGGCAUUGCGCCGGACCAGGUUGCAGUAUUCAAGUCAUCACUGAAUCCAAUCAAAUGCACCUUUAAAACCACGAGUGGCGGCACCUAUCCCAUCAUAUUCAAAUUGGGCGACGACUUGAGGCAAGACCAACUGGUGAUCCAAAUCAUCACACUUAUGGACCAGCUGCUCCAAAAGGAGAACCUGGACCUGAAGUUGUCGCCAUACAAAAUCCUGGCCACCAGCACCACUGCAGGCGCCUCCCAAUUUGUACAGUCACAAAGCCUGUCAGCUAUUGUUGGCAAAUACAGGACAAACCCGGCGCUUGCAUACCUUAGACAUCACAACCCCGACGACAGACAACCCCUGGGCGUACGACAAGAGACGCUAGACACUUAUAUCAAGUCGUGUGCGGGAUACUGCGUCAUCACCUACAUUCUCGGCGUCGGCGACCGCCACCUCGAGAAUCUCCUGCUGGCACCCGACGGGCACUUCUUCCACGCCGAUUUCGGCUUCAUCCUCGGCCGCGACCCGAAGCCCUUUGCCCCGCUGAUGAAGCUGUCCAAAGAAAUGGUCGAGUGUAUGGGUGGAGUGAAUUCAGAGCUGUACAACCGCUUCAAACAGUACUGCUUCCUUGCCUACACGGCCCUGCGCAAGUCCUCCAACCUUAUUCUUAACCUCUUUAGCCUCAUGCUGCAUGCCAACAUUCCUGAUAUCCGUCUGGAGCCGGACAAGGCCGUCAUGAAGGUCCGAGAGAGAUUCCACCUGGAACUCAGUGAAGAGGAGGCGAUUGUGUAUUUUGGGAAUGUGAUUGAGGGCACAUUGACGGCCUUUGCGCCCGUCGUCAUUGACAAGUUGCAUGAGUGGGCGCAGGCGUUGCGGGCCUAG
Messenger RNA from Metarhizium brunneum ARSEF 3297, 2766 nucleotides. It is a transcript of the gene PI3K2, whose product is annotated as Phosphatidylinositol 3-kinase, nodule isoform. NCBI's taxonomy places the organism in Eukaryota, Fungi, Ascomycota, Sordariomycetes, Hypocreales, Clavicipitaceae. Gene Ontology annotation, cellular component: endosome; phagophore assembly site; peroxisome. Gene Ontology annotation, biological process: autophagosome assembly; phosphatidylinositol-3-phosphate biosynthetic process; phosphatidylinositol-mediated signaling. The record is from RefSeq and is a predicted model, not a curated record. Gene Ontology annotation, molecular function: 1-phosphatidylinositol-3-kinase activity.